CGCCUUUCCUCCGCAAGCGAUUGGAUUCGCCUUUCUGUCGCUCACGUGCUUCUUGUUUGGAAGUGAGCAAACAUGGCUGCGCCCGCAACCGAAGUGGAGGUAGUUCCCGUCAAAAAGCCUGCAGCGCGGGGCCCUCGGCGGGUAGCCAAUCAAAUUCCAGAUGAAAUCCUCCAAGACCCUGAGCUACAGGAAGCCAUCAGAGUCCUGCCGUCAAAUUACAACUUUGAGAUCUACAAGACCGUUUGGAGAGUGAGACAAGCAAAAGCGAAGAGAGUCGCUUUGCAGCUUCCGGAGGGCCUGCAGAUGUUUGCUUGUGCCAUCGCCGACAUCAUAGAGAGAUUCACGGAGGCGGACACCAUCAUAAUGGGGGACGUGACGUACGGCGCCUGCUGCGUGGACGACUUCACUGCCCGUGCCCUGGGAGCAGAUUUCAUGGUUCACUAUGGCCACAGCUGUCUGAUCCCCAUAGACUCCACCGCGGGGAUCAAGAUGCUGUAUGUGUUUGUGGAUAUCCAGAUGGACAAUGCACACUUCCUGGACACAGUGAAGUUCAACUUCAGUCCUGGACAAUCCCUGGCACUUGUCAGCACCAUUCAGUUUGUUGCAGCAUUGCAGGCUGUGAGUGCAGCCCUGAGGCCAGAGUAUGAUGUGCUUGUCCCCCAGUGUCGGCCUCUGUCACCUGGAGAAAUUCUAGGCUGCACCUCUCCACGCUUGGACUGCCACGUCGAUGCCAUAAUUUAUCUUGGAGAUGGAAGAUUUCACUUGGAGUCGAUCAUGAUCGCAAACCCAGACAUUCCUGCCUACAGAUAUGACCCCUACAGCAAGGUGUUCUCCAGGGAGUACUAUGAUCACAAGGCCAUGCAAGCCACCAGGCUGCAGGCCAUCGACCAGGCUCGGCUGGCCCAGAGAUGGGGUCUGAUCUUGGGCACGCUGGGCCGACAGGGCAGUCCCAAAGUCCUGGAGCACCUGGAGUCAAAGCUCGAAUCUCUGGGCAAGUCCUUCACUCGAGUGCUGCUCUCUGAGGUCUUCCCCAGCAAGCUGGAUCUGAUUCCAGAUGUAGAUGCGUGGGUCCAGAUCGCCUGCCCACGCCUCUCCAUCGACUGGGGAACAGCCUUCUCCAAACCCCUGCUGUCUCCGUAUGAGGCGGCUGUUGCUCUGCAGGAAGUAGGCUGGAAGGAAGUGUAUCCCAUGGACUUCUAUUCCAAUCAGAGCUUGGGGCCGUGGGCACCCAACCACCCUGAAAACCAGCCGGCUCGGCCCGCUCGGAGACACGCCCAGAAACAAGGCACCGAGCCAGCCCUUCCCGCCAAGACGUGCGAGCGGAGUCGGGGCGCCCCCUGCAGAUGUGAAGAGGGAGCAACAGCCUCGUGACCGCUGCUGUCUGUGAUUCAUCUCAUGCCUGCCUCUUUUUACCGAGAGAAAGAGGUCAGAGGGGAGGGAGGAGAGGACGGGGAGGUGGAGCGGACCUGACGAAAAGCAAAGAGAGAAGAGUUUUUAUCCUCAUUAGCAGGAUUAGCAGCAAGAUCUAAUCCCUAAUCACAUCCCAGCAGAUCAAACAAACUCACAUUUUGACUGUAUGCCUUUUUCUUUUUAAUGUGAGGAGUUCUUUCUCAUAAUGGAGGUGUUUAUUUGCUUUAAAUCUACCUGCACUGCAGCCCCCACUCCUCCUCCUCCUCACCUUUUCUUCAGCACAGACAUUUGUGACGGAGAGAAAGAACCGGGAGCCGACCUUGAGCGGCGCGGUAUGGAAAGCCUGUUGACGUGGGCGUCUUCAGUCAAACGCGGCCCGUUUUGUCAGAAAGCGCUGCAAUUUGCCUGACAUUUCCCAAGCCACUCAGACGGGGGGUUUUGUUUGUUUGUUUGUUUGUUUUUUAGUGGGGAGGCACUUCUGCGGACGUACGGGCGGAAAAAUAUCAACGUUGUCUGGCUCGCUUUGCCCUCUCCCAUUUUCAGAACAAUUAAUCGGAUAUCGAACCCUGUGAGGUUGUUCUAAAACGCGGCGCGCUUGUUUACGAAGCCAAGUCCUGCGAGUUCCUAGAUGUGAGCCGGAGCUAGUCACGACUGCUCUCCAUCCUCAUUAUUUAUUAAUGUUGGACCCUGUCGAUAAAUAAAUAAAUAAAAAAAAGAAGAAAAUGAAAAGAAAAAAAACAACCCCACUAUAUUGCUGUUUUCGCUGCAGCAGUAACUGAUUGACAGUAGCCGGCUGCGGCCUCGGAGGAAGAAGUUGUGAAACUUCCCUCACAUCACUGGCUUCUGUCUCAGGUGUAUAGAGUUGUCUUUUGGGGUUUAUGCGGCUACAGCUACUAGCAGGCUUCUCUUGUCAUAUUCAUCAUCUGUUCUCCUCGGCAACAAAAAGUCAGCGUGAUGCAAUUCUCCCGCCAGUUAUCAAUAUUUCUCAUGAUGCGCAGUCUCCCCUCCUCCCCCUGCUAGUGGCGGAUAUUUUAAAGCGCUUUGUACUCCCCAUCGCAGACUCUGUGAUCCUCAGUGGAGGGGUCAGGAAUAAAUUAUUGACCAGCAGAGUGCUCUCUCUCUCUCUGUCUCUCUCUCUCUUAUUUUUUUUUCUGUCUCUUAGCUGAUGUUUUAUUUAUUUUUUAGCAUAUUCUGUCAGGAAAAAGGAGUGAGAGUUUGUUUUUUUUUUAAUAAAUCCUCUUUCCUCCCCCAUAUAAAGUGUGCUGCUUUUAAUCUGAAGUCGAAAUCAAUAAAAUAUAAACUGAUUUCUAAAUAUAACUUUUGUGAAACAAACGUGUCAUUUAAAGGUCAAGUUUACUUAUUUUACUUUUGUAAACAUUUUGAAUUUGUACAACUUCUAGCUGCUUUCAGCACAUUUUUUUAGGUGGAUUUGUUCAUGAGCAAAAAAAAAAAUGAAACAGUUUAGAGUUAUUAGUUUUUCAUUUCCCUCGUCCCACAGCGAUUUUAAACACCAAGAGUGAAAAUCUGCCAGAAUGUAAUUGUUGGAUGCAUCUGUUCCUCACGUUGUUUCAUCAUGUGACACUUAGAAAUAUCAGAUUUAAUAUGUUUUGCUCAUAGUUCAUUAUAAAAUUAGUUAUUGCCCUUGAGCUUCUUCACAUUUUGUUUUAAAGGGUCUUACAAAUAUAAAUCUGAUAAAUAAAGUUUAUCUGUAUAAAAUGUAUAUGAUUUAUUCAAAGAACCCAAGCUUCUAGCUGCAAAUGUGUCCCGUCUGUGUCUAAUUGAAUCCAGCUGUGCUGUGAAGGCCUCAGAUGUUUAUUAGAGAACAAAAAGCAUCAUGAAAGACGAGGAACACACCCUGCAGACUCAGGAUGAAGCUGUGGAGGAGUCUAAAGCAGAGUUAGACUCACAAAGCAAAAUUCCAGGCUUUGAACUUCUCACAGAGCACCGAGACUUUGUUUUAGGAUCAUGUUCAACUUGUCAUUUCACACUAUACUGUAAAACAGUUUGAAAACCUUUUAUUAGGGAUCCAAGUGAUUAGUUAAUGAGUUGAUCUAAAGUUGAUUGAGCUUAUCGAUCAGCUAACGACCCAGAUAGCAAAAGAUGUUCAUUCAAUGUUGAGUUAUGAUCACAAAGGUUGAUUUUUAUUUUAUUUUUUCCCGUUAAGGUCGAUGACUGAUGGUGGAUCAAACAUCAAUCAUCCAUUUCUAGCCAAUUACCCAAUGUUGAAAACUUGUCUUUAAAUCAAUUUUGUUUUAUGGUCGAAUUCUAAUGAUUGAAAUACCAACGUCUAAUCAAUUAUGGAUCAACAGCUUCCGGCUGUCUCCCAGAUCUUCAUUCUACUCUGAGCACUUUUUUAGGUAAGUUUGGCAAUUUCACUUUUAUCUUAAUAGUGUUUAUUGAAGAAAUAACUGCAUCGUUUUGUGCUUAUGCUGCAGCUUGAUAAGUAAAUGUGUGACAUAUAUGCCAAGAAACGUUCAGAUAAAUAUUUAAGAAUAUUUGUUGCCAUGUCCUUAGUGUACAAGUGGAACCGUAAGGUUUCUGUACCUGUUCUCAGAGCUAUAACCAGUACAGUAUUGAAUAUUUUAAUGUGCUUCCAAACUUUUCAAAUGUUUUUUAUCAUCUUGGUGUUACUUGCACAGGAAGGGUAAUGGCCAGGUUAAGGAUGGCCUGGAUACACCGAUAAACACUGAGCAAAAAAAACAAAUUUUACAUUGUCUGGUCCUCUAAAGACAAAGUUUUAAUGUUUGUGCUUUACACAGAGAUGGCCGGCAGGUUUUGAAAGGCAAAAAUUCCUCCUGUAUUAUUCGCAGGUUAUUUUUAUUUCUCUCUUAAUGAUUUUAACAUUUCUUCUGAAGACCUUUCCAUCCACAAGAUGACUUCAGUGCUCGCUGAAGUUCUUGUGGUGGUGAAGGAUCUGUCCACAGUUGUUCUGUUGAUCAAGAACGAGUUCGCUUAGGGCAGCGUUAAUAAGCAGCCAUUUUCAUAAAAACCUGAGUUUUCUGACAUAUCAAGAGGGUCGACAGUCUUUCCAUUACAUAAUUGAAUACAUUUGUCUUAUUGUGAACUUAAAAAAAUAAGCACAUCGUUAUAUUUUUAAAAAAUAUUUGAGUCGGCUGACUCAAAAAAAUGCGAUUCAGUUUUCCAUUUCAAAACCGAACCGCAUAAAAUGCAUUUUGCUUCUGUUAGAAAUAUUAUUUGUGAUCACUUUAAUUCUCCAAUACAUCUCACACCGGAACCUGUGUGCUCAGUAUUUCUUUCCUGUUCUGGGAUAGCUGCCACCUUUUUUAAUUUCUGUGUCAGCUGACUCCACUUCAGGAUGACCAGCGGUGCCCUCUGCUGCACGGAGGCCAAACUACAACACUAAAUGGAUGUGAUUGGUUGAAAUAUUGAACCUCAGUUCAGUCUAACAAACCAUUAAACCACAAUUAAUAGUAACUCAAUUAAUCAUUUGAAAGGAUUUUAGUGAAAUCAAGAUUCACUAAAAUUCUUACUAAAUCUAAUCUGUUGCCAGUCAUUUGAAAAAAAAAAAAUCUUAACAUUAGACUGCAAAUGACAGAGUUUUAACAAUCCAAAUCAUAUAUAAAGAUUUAUGGAUUUUGGAGAAAUCUCAGUGAGUAAAGGUGAUGUCUGGAAAAUCAUUGCUGGUGACCUUUAAGAGUUUGUUACAUAACUUUGAUCAUACUGGCCACACAGGCUCAGGAGUAAAGGAGUAGUCUGCUGAGGCAUGUAAGAAUGAAUCUUUUAAAUGUCCUUAAAUAAGUUUAAAACUUUCAUUUAAAUUAUCCACUUAACUGUUUCUAAUGUCUUUAGGCAAUAGAUCAUUUGAGGAGAAAGAAACUGAUCUUUAUUUCUUAGAUAAGUCUUUGUUUCAUUUUGCUUUUAGGAAACACUGACCUUCGGUUUGCCGCAGAUGUAAAACACAAUUCAGGUAGUUAACAGCCAAAAAUACCAACAAAAUUAUACCAGCAGUGUAAUCUUCCAUGAUGUGUGAGCGAUUCUCAGUAUCCCUCAGGUGGAAAAGUAGAAGUUCUGCACCUUGGAAAGACUUCUCCCUGCGGAGAGACGAGGCGGCGUGGACGUUCUUCUCACACAUAGUCGGUUUCCAUCGCUUACUUGUUUCCCUGCUCCUGCACAUCAGAGGAACUCGACUCCGAACUUCACCGUUUAACAACUUGGAUCUGUCAUUUCACUCUUUUCAACUCUUGAGAGUUUGUCAGUUUUGAUGUGGAGUAAAAAGAAGAAGAAAAAA
This is a messenger RNA of Xiphophorus couchianus (Monterrey platyfish), 5659 nucleotides long. It is a transcript of the gene dph1, whose product is annotated as diphthamide biosynthesis 1. The record is from RefSeq and is a predicted model, not a curated record. Gene Ontology annotation, biological process: protein histidyl modification to diphthamide. The transcript is spliced from 13 exons. Gene Ontology annotation, molecular function: 2-(3-amino-3-carboxypropyl)histidine synthase activity. NCBI's taxonomy places the organism in Eukaryota, Metazoa, Chordata, Actinopteri, Cyprinodontiformes, Poeciliidae. The coding region runs from base 73 to 1371 and encodes 432 amino acids.